This is a messenger RNA of Dalotia coriaria, 1576 nucleotides long. Its product is annotated as ELMO domain-containing protein 2. Lineage: Eukaryota; Metazoa; Arthropoda; Insecta; Coleoptera; Staphylinidae. The record is from RefSeq and is a predicted model, not a curated record. Gene Ontology annotation, molecular function: GTPase activator activity. Bases 170 to 1108 code for a protein of 312 amino acids. The transcript has a single exon.
GCAAGAAGCAGAAAACAAAUUUUCUGACGUUUCGAAUAACCUCUAAAUACGAAUACGAUACAAACAAUCCACGAACUUAUCGAAACUAGUGCCUUUGUCAUAUUUGCUUAAUGUAUUGACUUUUUAAAUGAACACAAAUAUGUUUUCAAACUAAAUCACUAUCUUCGCAAUGUACACGUACUUUUGGUUCCUGCUGCAAUACUACGUGCGCCCCAUUUACAAGUGGUUCCUUCGCAAAACCACCGGCCUUUGCGAGUUACAACGUAUUUGCUACGGCGAAGUCAGCGGAGCACCACGCACCCGCAAUAUAGAACGCUCCCUAAGUCUAUCACGUUCGAUUCACGUGAAACAAUUGAUCAAUCAUUUGAAUGAUGUGGCUGAUAAUCGUCGUUUCACAGGCGUCAAUGAACGUGAGAUCCUGCAGGGCAGUGUGAGUACUGUUUUGGCUGUGAAAAAGAUAAAUCCACGCAUACAUUAUCAGUUUGUAAAGAGUUUUGGUAAAUGUAUUGAACAAAUCUGGGGCUACAGGCAGCUCUUAUCUGAUGUGGAAGCACUUCGAACUACUCAAUAUGAUGCUGAUGAUCCAACACAUGAAGAGAAAUUACAUCUUCUUUGGCAGGCAUUGAUGCCACAGGAGGCACUUGAAUCAAGAAUAACAAAACAAUGGCAAGACAUUGGAUUCCAAGGUGAUGAUCCAAAGACAGACUUUAGAGGAAUGGGUUUGUUGGGAUUAGAGAAUUUGUUGUUUUUUGCUCAAGAGUACAAAGGACCAGCAACACAUGUUCUCUCACAUUCCCAUCAUCCAACAUAUGGAUAUGCAUUUGCAAUUGUAGGCAUCAAUCUGACCAGUAUGGCAUGGCAGCUGCUGAAGGAUGGUAAUGCCAAGACAUAUGUGUACAACACUUCUAAGAGUCUGCCUACAAUAAGAUUGUUUCAUCAGUUUUAUUGUUAUUUAUUCUAUGAAUUUGAUCGUUACUGGAUUGAGUGUAAACCAAAGAAUGUGAUGGAGUUUUCCAGCAUCAAGCAACGAUUUGAGGAGAAUAUUAAGCUCAGCUUGCAGGAUCCAUCAUCUGUGUUCAGGAUCAAUGUUUCUGUUGAUACAGUCUAGUACCUGUUUAUUUGAUCUGAUUUAAUCAGGUGUGAACUUUAGAUGUGUACUUAAAUUAAUUACAAGACAUUUGCCAUUAGUUUUAGUUUAUGCAUGUGUGCAUAUUGAAGUUUAUUUAUUGACAGGUGUUUAAUUGUAACUAAUUUCAUGAGAUGUAUUGUGCUCUCUUUAAAGAGUUUUUGUGAAAUUAAGGCUGCUUCUACUUGGUAAACUCAUUGAAAAAGAUAAAUAUAAAUAGAAGGUAUAAAUUCCAUUUUUGGUUUGAAAACUAUGAGAUGAUAAACAUUUUGAAAACCCGCCACAAGUCUAACUUAAAGACUUUUUCUACUGAUUCGCACAGUUUCAAAUGUUUAUUAGUAAUUUAUUGUUAAUUAAACUUACAACAUUUUCCAGCCUACACAAAAUAGCCUUCAAAUUUUUGUAGCUAUCACUUGUAUUUGAGAGGAAUAAAUUGUUUCUGCAAAUAAA